AUGCCAAUCAGCGACUCCUGGCCAGACCUCGAAGCUUCCCUCGAGCAGCUGGACGAACCCACCGCUAAACGCAUCACCUCUCUCCACGACCACCUGCUACCCCACUCCACCGAGGUCUCAGCCUACGCAACCUCUCUCCACCCCCAAAACCUACCCUCUCGUCUCAUUACGUCAACUUACACCUGGGGACAAAGUUUCCUCGUCUACGAAAUCGUAUUCGAGCGUCCAGAUGACGAGUCCACAGUCGACGAGAGCUGGGUGGCUCGAUUCGGCCUGCCACCGUACGAGGGGGACGAGUUCUUCAACACCCCUGAACAGCUCGAGCGCAAGAUCCUGAAUGAAGUCGGCGCCCUAAAAGUGGUGAAGGAACGAACGACUGUCCCUGUACCAACCAUCUACGGUUACUGCGCACGCCACGGGGACGGAUUCCAGCGCAAGUUUGGCGGUGGCGUCACAGUAGACUCAGCAACACGCAAGCCACAUCCUCUCGGAGAGGCCUUCCCAGCCUUCAUUCUAAUGUCAGCCCUGCGCGGCAAGACGAUCGAAGAGUGUGGGAUCCCUAUCCAUGAGUUGGGUGGACACUGGGACGUGGAGCCAGCCUCGCCGGACGAAUGCCCCCAUUUCACGUCUCCUAUCCUCAAGAACUAUUUGACAUCCCUGGCCAACAUCCACAUGCAGCUCUCACAGAUCACCUUUCCCCAAAUCGGAUCGUUUACCAUGGACGAUGUCACGGGGGAGGUCCGGAUUGGACCGAUGGCCGAAUUUGGUUUGGGUCCAUUUGAUACGGCGGAGGAGUAUUAUGGGACCCUUGCCGAGGCAUUCAAGAGGAUUGCCGAAGCUAGUGAGGAAGAGGAAGACGAGGAAGAGGGCGAUGUAGCUCUCACGAUGGAGGAGGAUGAAUCGAAGACGGUCACGCUCUCGAGCGCCCAAGUCAAGUCCCUCCGUCGUAUGUUCACGGCUGCCAUCUUCCCUCUCGCUCUCGGUCCGCACGUUUCGUCUUCCAACGAUCGCGGCCCUUUCCCUUUACGUCACGGAGAUUUGCACAGCGAGAAUAUUCUAGUCGAUGAAGAGACAGGAAACAUCGUUGGCGUUAUCGACUGGGAAGGUGCGGGAACCGUCCCCUGGGAGGUUGCCGGUGGCUUGAAUUGGGAGGUUCAGGGGGAUGGGAAUGCCGAACUCACGAAAUGCGCAUCGAACGCUCCUUCCAUCCGGCGUCCAGAAAUACACGCCGCCUUCAAUCGGACCCUGAAGCAAAUCGAACAGGGAUUGGACUCGGACGAGAAACUGCAGGCCACCACCACCACUUUCGACCAAGGCCAGAAGAAACUUGAGUCUCCCGUUUCAAGGCCUAAGCAUCUUAGCAUGGACCGAAGAACGGAAGAGCCUCCCCCCAAAAUCCCUGUUCCUGGGUCGCCGGCGAACGUGGUUUCCCCCUACGCAUCUGCAAUCUCAUUGUCGUCCUCUUCGUCAUCAUCGUCGUCGUCCUCGGAUCACGACUUCGACUCGAUGAAAUCCCACUCUCGCUCCAGCUCGAGCUCGAAGUCCAACCUGACGGCAUUCACCUCGCCCCCGACGUCGCCGUCGUCCUCCAUAUUCGAUCUAUCUGCUCGGAAGGAACAGGAGGUGCACAAGGAGGCUGACACACAUCUGGUCGCCCCUGCUCCUCGUCUUCCUUCCAUCUCGAUCCUCAACACGCCGCCUUCACCUCCGUCUAGUAAAACUGCCAACGGCUUGUCGACUGUGGACAAUGUCAACGAGCAAACAUCCCCCACCACGAAGUUCUCGCACGCUGCAUCUGAGCCCGGCAACGCUGCUGGACCCUGUGGUACCACCAAGGGAUUCACAGACCCACCCCAUUCGCAGCACACCCGAUCGGUUAGUCUGAGCCCUGUCAUCGUUGAAGCAAUCCGUGAACCACUGCCGGCUGAUUAUCAAAAGCAGAUGGUCAACAAGUCCGAGUUGUCUUUGUCGAUGGCUGCCAUGAGCAUCCGGUCUCAUUCCCCCACUCUCAACGUGUCUGGGAAUCCGAAAAGAAACUCGUUGACUCUUACACCAACAUGGGGCCAGUCAAGCGUAAUUCGUUCGCCCCCUACGCCUUCAUCGUUCCCUCGGCAUCGAAAUUCGCUUCAUCGACGAAAGCAGUCCUCCAUCGUGCUGAGCUCGCUGCCGCCUUUGACACCAGUUUCGCCGUCGCCUGGACAGCAUUCGCCCGCGAUUCCGUUUAACCUUUAUGGGCCACCGUUACAUGCCCCUCCCCCGCUUUUGGCUGGUAGCCUGUCCCUGCCUCCUCUCCCCAUUCGAAGACAUGGUUCCCCAUCGCCCUCCCCCUCACCCACACCGGGGAAGUCGAGAUCUCCGUCACCAUUGGCCACCCCACAGGGAACACCCUCGAUUACAUCCCACCACUCGCACCACUUCCGGGAGCACUCGUUUGGCGGGUUCCCUAGGACACCUCCAGCCAAUUUCCACCAUGGAUUUGGUCACGGCCAUGUCAGAUCGGUUUCGACCUCGCAUGGGACCACGCAGCACGGUUCGUACUUCCUACCGCCUUCCCUCUCGAGAAGUGUUUCUGCGAGCCACAGUAGUCGGGGGACGAUCACCCCUAGCACGUCGGUACCUUCAACGCCUUCGACUGCUGUUGGCCCAAGCGCUCCUCCGCCUGUGCUUUCACCGCCAACACUGUCCUCUUCGCCGCAGCCAAUGGAUGAAGCUCCCCCAGCCCCGCCUCCGUCCACCGAAAAGGCAUCCAAACAAGCGGAACCCCCUUCGCCAGUCGUCCAAGCGACCAAGCUCAAACCCGUCACCUCUCCAGCCGGGUCUACCCUCUCCGACCUACACGGCAGCGUCGGUGCCUAUGUCGCCUCCUACCUUGCCCACUGGAUGUUCGUAUUCGGAUGUGACUACCAAACUGUGGGAAAGGCGUUGUGGGACGUUGUUCUGUACGCCAAUCUCAAGGAUGAUGAGGAAGGAGCAGUCGACGUCGAGGAUGCGUUCUGGGUCUGGGUUAAACAGACACUUGGCAAUAAUGCUGAUGAAGACGAUGCUAUCCAAGAGGAGGAAGAGGAAGUUACGAAGGAGGUGUCCCCGGCCAAGGAGGUCCAGGCCCCAGCGAAGGAGACAACGUUCGUUCUCGAGGCCAAGACUCAGGCAGCUCAAGACUCCGCCCCACCUGGUAAUCGAGUGCUGACUGACGGAAUCGUUGGCAAGAAAGAAAUAGAUGCUUUGGAUUAA
Coprinopsis cinerea okayama7#130 is the source of this 3231-nucleotide messenger RNA. RefSeq names its product serine/threonine protein kinase. Bases 1 to 3231 code for a protein of 1076 amino acids. Lineage: Eukaryota; Fungi; Basidiomycota; Agaricomycetes; Agaricales; Psathyrellaceae. The transcript has a single exon. The record is from RefSeq and is a predicted model, not a curated record.